Chenopodium quinoa (quinoa) is the source of this 1334-nucleotide messenger RNA. RefSeq names its product peroxidase 55-like. Lineage: Eukaryota; Viridiplantae; Streptophyta; Magnoliopsida; Caryophyllales; Amaranthaceae. The transcript has 3 exons. The record is from RefSeq and is a predicted model, not a curated record. The coding region runs from base 97 to 1104 and encodes 335 amino acids. Gene Ontology annotation, biological process: hydrogen peroxide catabolic process; response to oxidative stress. Gene Ontology annotation, molecular function: heme binding; peroxidase activity.
GAUGCUUAGGCUAAUAGGCCAUAGUGUACAAACUUCUUAUUCUUCUCUUCAUCAAGCUUAAUUAUACGGAGUAAUAUUAUUAGCAACCUUUUAGAAAUGUUCUCAAGAGAGAAAGCAAGGAAGAAAAUGGAAGAUUGGAGAAUACUUUGCUCAAUUCUAAUGGUCAUUAUGAUGGUUAUUGAGGGAGGAGAAGCUCAAUUAUCGGAAAAUUUUUACAGUUCCUCUUGCCCUCGUCUCGAACGUAUAGUGCAACAGGCUGUAAAGAAGAAACAUGAUCAAACUUUCGUAACAGCUCCAGCAACACUACGUCUGUUUUUCCAUGACUGCCUUGUUCAGGGGUGUGAUGCUUCAGUCAUGAUUUUCUCACCAAAUGGCGAUGCAGAGAAGGAUUCAGACAGCGAUCUCUCACUAGCAGGAGACGGAUUUGACACGGUUAUAAAGGCCAAGCAAGCAGUUGAAGCUGUUUGUCCCGGUGUAGUCUCCUGUGCUGAUAUUCUGGCUCUUGCCGCCAGAGAGGCUGUAGUUCUGACAGGAGGCCCUUCAUUCAGUGUAGAACUUGGACGUCGAGAUGGGUUAAGGUCAAAGAAAUCAGAUGUCACAAACCAUCUACCGAAAGCAGACCACAAGUUUAACGAGCUACUUAACUUGUUUGCCAAGCAUGGCCUGAACCAAACUGAUCUUGUCGCGCUGUCAGGAGCUCACACCAUAGGUGCAGCCCACUGCUCGAAGUUUUCAAAACGUAUCUACAAUUACUCUCAAUUUAGCCCUAUUGAUCCUACCCUGGACCCCUUAUAUGCCCUACAGUUGCAGCAACAAUGCCCACCAGGUGUAAACCCAAACAUUGUCACCUUUUUGGACCCUUUGAGCUCGAAUACAUUCGACAAUUCGUAUUAUAAGAGCUUAAUUGUAGGAAGGGGGUUGCUUACAUCAGAUCAGGAGCUCUUCACUAACCCUGCUUCUAGACCAACAGUUGUUGAUUUUGCCAAUAAUCCUGGCAACUUUAAUGCAGCUUUCAUUACUGCAAUGAGAAAGCUCGGUCGAGUUGAUGUCAAAACUGGUAAUCAAGGUGAAAUCAGAAGGAACUGUGCAGCAUUUAACUCAUGAAUCCUGAAGAACACUAUCCCUUAUAAAAAAUUGUAUUGCAGUAUGAAUUCAUUAUAUUUCUGAUAGUGUAAUAAGUUAAUCAACCAGUAUAUUUGCUUCAUUCUGAUCCUGUUUUCAGAAAAUACGUCUGCUUCACGAACUGUAUGAAACGAGUGAGUAACGACGAUUGUGUAUGCCUUGUUCUGCAUUAAUUGUCUUAACAUAAUGGUGAAAAACAAUCAAGGAAGGAA